Messenger RNA from Eremothecium cymbalariae DBVPG#7215, 1344 nucleotides. RefSeq names its product Anp1p (gene ANP1). The record is from RefSeq and is a predicted model, not a curated record. Gene Ontology annotation, cellular component: mannan polymerase complex. Bases 1 to 1344 code for a protein of 447 amino acids. The transcript has a single exon. NCBI's taxonomy places the organism in Eukaryota, Fungi, Ascomycota, Saccharomycetes, Saccharomycetales, Saccharomycetaceae. Gene Ontology annotation, molecular function: alpha-1,6-mannosyltransferase activity. Gene Ontology annotation, biological process: protein N-linked glycosylation; cell wall mannoprotein biosynthetic process.
AUGAAGUACAAGGCGAGUACGUUGAUGGCAGUUAGUCUUGCCGGGUCGGUGAUAACGGUGUUCAUGCUUGUGAGGUUAUUUAUACAUGGUCGUGGGGUGUCUUUAUUCCAGACGCACUAUGUGCCGAACUUCAAAAACGUUCCAGGGGUUGAUUAUUAUGACUUGAGCAACUACCAGGGCAAUAAGGAUGGGUGGCAACGUGCCGACCGGGUGUUGUUUUGUGUUCCUCUUCGAGAUGCGGCCAACCAUUUGCCGAUGUUCUUCAAGCAUUUGAAGUCGAUGACAUACCCGCACAAUCUGAUUGAUCUUUCGUUUCUUGUGAGUGAUUCCACGGAUGAUACCAUGGGUGUGCUUUUGAACAGUCUGCAUGAUUUGCAAUCGCAGGCAGAUGGCACUAAGCGGUUUGGUGACAUUGAGAUUUUUCAGAAGGACUUUGGGCAGAUCAUUGGGCAGUCGUUUUCGGAUAGACAUGGGUUUGCAGCGCAGGGGCCUCGGCGGAAGCUGAUGGCGAGGGCACGUAAUUGGCUUGGGUCGGCAGCGAUCAAGCCUUAUCAUUCGUGGGUGUAUUGGCGUGAUGUGGAUGUGGAGUAUGUGCCCGAGACCAUCCUAGAAGACUUGAUGCACCAUGACAAGGAUAUCAUUGUUCCCAAUGUUUGGCGCCCGUUGCCCAAAUGGCUUAACUAUAUCCAGCCGUAUGAUUUGAACUCGUGGGUUGAGUCCGAAGGUGGCCUGCAGCUUGCGGCGUCUUUGAAGGAGGACGAUGUCAUCGUGGAGGGGUAUCCGGAAUAUGCUACCUGGCGGGUGCAUCUAGCUUACAUGCGCGACCCAAACGGCGACCCGGAGACGGAGAUGGAGUUGGACGGCAUCGGCGGUGUUUCUAUCUUAUCCAAGGCUAAGGUCUUUAGAACAGGUUCUCAUUUCCCAGCUUUCUCGUUUGAAAAGCACGCAGAAACGGAAGCCUUUGGUAAGCUAUCACGCCGCAUGAAAUACAGCGUCGUCGGGCUCCCCCACUAUGUUAUAUGGCACGUGUACGAGCCUUCCUCUGAUGACUUAAAACAUAUGGCCUGGAUGGCUGAAGAAGAACAACGUAAAAUGGAAGAGGCAAAGAUCCGCGAGUUCUACGCCAAAAUUUGGGACAUAGGUUUUGACGACGUCAGGGACGACUGGGAAAUAGAACGUGCUCGUAUAUUGAAGAACGUCGACCCCAACGUUUUGGAUAGAAAAAUCCAGGUUGACUGGUCCGACGACGAUAGUGUCCCUUACACUGAAGAUUUAGACACGAGGAAGGACAACAGAAAUAGGGAUGGCAAGGUACCGGUCGACUUCGAUCCCGACCACAACUAA